AUGAUUCGACUGGUGGCGAGCGCCAGAGUAGUCAGCAGACGAAGAAAUCCAAGAGGUCCUGCAAAGGCAAAUCCAACAAUUACUAGUCCCGAAUCUUUUGCAGCUCCUGUUGUGGAUAACAAAGGGGAAGCUACCCUGUUGACCGGCCACCCUGAGGUUCGCAAUGCUGUACAGGAGAUGUUCAGUCGAUCAAGUUUUGACUUGUUUAUUCUUAUAUGGACGCAAUAUCACGAGCUUCGGAUCGGAAUGCCCAGCUGCGAGGACCCUUCUCCAUGGCCGAAGAUAAUCGUGCUUCCAAAGCUGGAAGAAGAAUACACUUGUUACACAAGACUGAUGAGCGUGUUGUCAGCACCUGCACAUUCACAGACGCUACUUUGCUACCCUUAUGUGGUCUGCAUUGCUAGGCUCAAACUUGCCCGAGAAUAUUACAGGCUUUAUCCCGAGCACCCGGGCCUAGAAAAUAGACUGAGAAGGGCCUUGGGCCCAGCUUCAAAGUAUCAAGGGGAACACAACCUACUCAGAUCGUACCUCGUGGGAAAAUCCAAUGAGCAGAGAGACACGGUGCCAACAGCUGUUGGGCAGGAGCGGCUGGAGAACGGUUUGAGAAUUGAGCUUGCAAAGGGGAUGAGCAAUUCUUUCUCGCGGGGGCUUUCGGUCGAGGGAUCUUGGUCUUGA
Messenger RNA from Letharia columbiana, 675 nucleotides. RefSeq lists its product as uncharacterized. The record is from RefSeq and is a predicted model, not a curated record. Lineage: Eukaryota; Fungi; Ascomycota; Lecanoromycetes; Lecanorales; Parmeliaceae. The transcript has a single exon. Bases 1 to 675 code for a protein of 224 amino acids.